UCUCAUUCCUUUUCUCUCUCCGACAGUGGCUCGUGUUCCCAUGCUGCUCCGCGGAACGAGUACCAGUGGGAAGAAACUGCUUGAGGCAGAGGGUCCGCACGGGUGGCAAGUUACACAGCCGGACUUACCUUGUCUCGAACUGUGAGAGGGGACGGAGAGCGGCGGCGGCCGACUCGGAGUCGGACGCAAGGACAGCAAUGCGUUGGCAUCAUGGCCAAAUGGCUCAAGGAACACCUGGGCUUCAAGAGCGCCAAGCCACCUCCUCCAGCUCCCCCUAAACCGGACUACCGACAGUGUCACCUAGGAGGGGGUAGUGGCCCCACGUUGUACCACCCGCCGGGGGGCGCCACUGGACAGCCCGAUAUUCUGACCGCUUACAAACUUCAGAAGGAGCGUGACUUUGAGGACCCUUAUACGGGGACUGGUGGCAGUAGCAGCAGCGGUUCGGGCUCUUCACCGGACGUUCGGUAUAUCUCACCCAAGCAUAGCAAACACCGUCUUAUCAAGGUUGAAGCUGCCGUGGUGGUGGCAGCGGCGGCUGACAAGAGUGGCCCGAGCACCGCAGGAGCGGCAGUGGUGGGGAGUCUGACCGGCGGUACUUCUCCUGGCGGCACCGUCCCUGGGAUAGGGAGCAAGUCCCCGGGCUCCUCGCCACCGGCCUCCGCCGAGGAGAGUAAACAGGAGAAGGUAGUUAUUGUUGAAGACUAUGCAGAUCCAUUUGAUGCUAAGCAGACUGCAGGGCUCCAAGCAGGGCAGGAAAAAGUGACAGAAAAUGAUGGCUACAUGGAGCCAUAUGAAGCCCAGAUGAUGAUGGCCGAAAUCCGGAGAAGAGGCUCAAAGGACCAUUCUUCUAAACCACUGCACCUGUAUGACACCCCAUAUGAGCCAGUAGAAAAUGGAGUGGACUCUGAUACUGAGAAACCUAACUGUCCGCGACCAAGGGAGAGUCGUCUUCCAGAAGAUGACGAAAGACCUCCUGAAGAGUAUGAUCAACCUUGGGAGUGGAAAAAGGAUAGAAUCUCAAAAGCUUUUGCAGUUGAAAUUAAGGUGAUAAAAGAUCUACCCUGGCCCCCUCCAGUGGGACAACUUGACAGCAGUCCAUCAAAUUCUGAAGAUAAUGUCCCCGGUCCACCCUGUCUUCCUCAGCAACAUCAUCAUGUAUACUCUCAGCACAACCAGUACAACACAGAAGACACCAGUGAUGGUCUGGAAAAGAAAUCUGAAGACGACAGUACAGGCAGUUCUGUGCAAUACGAUAACACUGAAAAAACACGAUUAUCCCCAUCCAAAGAAGAAAAAGUCUGUCAUCCACAUAGACAGUCGAGUGGGAAUAUAAAGUCACUCAAACAUCAAAGUUCAGAGCACAGCAAUGCAGUAGGUGAAAGAAUUGACCCAGCUGUGCCUUUGGAAAAUCAGUUUUGGUAUCAUGGUGCAAUCAGUAGGACGGAUGCAGAAAAUCUUUUGAGGUUGUGUAAAGAAGCCAGCUACUUAGUCCGAAAUAGUGAAACAAGCAAGAAUGACUACUCCUUGUCACUGAAGAGUAACCAAGGUUUCAUGCACAUGAAAUUGUCUCGAACCAAAGAAAGCAAGUAUGUCCUAGGACAGAACAGCCCACCAUUUGACAGUGUGCCAGAGAUAAUUAAUUACUAUGCCAGUCGAAAACUGCCAAUUAAAGGGGCUGAACAUAUGUCUCUGCUGUAUCCAGUGGCUAUUAGAACAUUGUAAUACAUCUGCUGCCAUUGAGUUGCAUAGAUUUACCUACAGUGGAAUUGCAGACCAAACUGGAUCUAGUACCUGGCAGAACUUGAUUUCUUGUCUUCUUUGUUUCCUGUCAGGAGCAUCUGCAGUGGACCAGAGUUGCCUUGUUUCAAAAUUUUCAAAGAUUUUAUUUUAAUUUAUUGCAUUCUGCAUUGUGUGGAUGAUGACAUGAGUAGAGGCCCGAAGGCUAGGACAGUCCGAAUGAGGACACUUACAAACUAUUUGCUGCAUUCCUUACCUAACAGCUUGAGAGAAAGGUGCCAUGAGCUUGUCCUGGACAUACCAGCUAUCAUAGGAUGAUUGUGCUAUGCAUUGGCUUAUGCCAUUUCCUCCAGUUUCGGGUCCCCUACUGAAUUUACACUAAAACAAGUGACCCAAAAAUAUUGAAUGACUGCAAGAGGUUAAACUAAAUAUAUUUAAAGAGCUUUUGAUUGUAUUGGUACGGCUUUGAAAAAAAUAUAUGCUAUUCAAGCUUG
Molecule: messenger RNA, 2234 nt
Organism: Protopterus annectens (West African lungfish)
Lineage: Eukaryota; Metazoa; Chordata; Ceratodontiformes; Protopteridae
Gene: SHF
Product: Src homology 2 domain containing F
Exons: 7
Coding region: 211-1725 (504 amino acids)
Molecular function (GO): phosphotyrosine residue binding
Source: RefSeq, a predicted model, not a curated record